CAUGGCGGGCUGUGGAGAGCUGGACCGCUCGCCGAAUAACUCGUCUUCCUCCAAGCUGAUCGAGGAAGACUCCUGCCCCUCCGACUCCUCCUCCUCCUCCCAAGAAUGCGCCAUCUGCCUGCAGAGCUGCGUCCAUCCGGUCCGCCUGCCCUGCUGCCACGUCUUCUGCUUCCUGUGCGUUAAAGGCGCCUCCUGGCACAGCAAACGUUGCGCUCUGUGCCGGCAGCAGAUCCCCGAGGACUUCCUGGAGCGGCCGGUGCUGCUGUCGCCCGAGGAGCUGAAGGCGGCGGCUUCUGGUUUGAGCCGAGGCGGGGCGGCCGGAGAGUCCCGCGGAGACUUCGCCUGGUACUACGAAGGACGCAACGGCUGGUGGCAGUACGACGAGAGGACGAGCCGGGAGCUGGAGGAGGCCUUCGCUAAGGGCAGGAAGAGCACCGAGAUGCUGAUCGCCGGCUUCCUGUACGUAGCCGACCUGGAGAACAUGGUGCAGUACCGCAGGAACGAACACGGACGCAGGCGCAAGAUCAAGAGGGACGUGGUGGACAUCCCAAAGAAGGGUGUGGCCGGGCUGAGGCUGGAGCCGAACCCGCCGCCUCUCUCAGAACGAGUCAGUUCGGCCGACGGCUCGGACUCUGCCGGCCAAUCACAGUCUUCCUUCGGCAUCCUGGUGUCUCUUCCCCCUGUUAGACCUCAGACUCUGCUGGGACGACACCUCUCCAGCCCUCUGUCUCCACCUCCGUCCACUCUGGAGGAAUCCUUCUCUCAGCUGCUGAUCGGCCAGCCGGAGGGCGAGGAGGUGGACGGAGAGUACGAGUUCGCCUCAGGCAGCAGCGAGGAUGAGGAGAAAGAGAGGGAAGAACCGACAGCUCAAAGAAGACCGAGCCAGCCGACCAGAAUCCCUCCCAGAGGCCGACCGUCCAGCUCUGCUCUGAGUCUUCGCUCUCGGAGUCCGGAUGGCGAGUGUACUGUGACCGAAGUGUGACGGGACAGACUUUAAACUCAUCAGUUCAGCAAAAAAAAACAUCUCUGAAGGUCCCAGGAAGGAAAACCACCCCUGUGGGUGAUCAAUCAUGUGCCAAAUAUGAUCCUAGUAUGCAUUAGACUUGUUUUUACAUCACAGUAAUCUUAAGUUAAUCAAAAAUCUCCAUCCAGUUUGAUGAAAUCGUCAUCUUUAUUAGUUUGUAGGAGGCUCAGUCAGCGCUGCACUCCAUCCGCUGUUGUGUUUGAUUUAAAUAUAGCUAACACUUUAGACCUUUAUCAUGUUUUAAGGCCUUUAGAAACUGGUUCAAGUCUUGUGUUUUUGAACAAAUAAUCAACUUUUUGGUCAGAAUCACCAUCUUUCGCUGCCUGUGAGAUAAAGAGCUGCAACGAUUGAUUAGUUGUCAUCUGUUCAAUUAAUUAGCAAUUAUUUUCUUAACUGAUUAAUUAGUUUGAGUGAAAUCAAGUUACUUUCCACCAAAGGAAACGAGUUCUAGACGUUUAGGUCUGCUUUAUAGACAUCUUUUGAUAUUUUUGCAUUAAAAUAACCACUAAGAUGCUCAAUUUUAGUCUAAAAACAUUCCUCCAAAUAAGGGAUGUCAACAAAGGAAGGAUCCAGAACGACAGAAUUAUAGAUUAUAAACAUUAAAGCUGCAAAAUUGAAUCAAUCAGUUGUAAGUUGGAAGGUAAACCCCAAUUAAUUCUAUUUUUCCAAGAGAAAAAGUCAAAAUUUUGUGAUUCCAGCUUCUUAAAUGUGAAUAUUUUCUGGUUUCUUUCCUCCUCUAUGACAGUAAACUGAAUAUUUUUGGGUUGUGGACAAAAAGUACCAAUAAGUGGAAUUAUGCAGAAUAUCGGAUCGAAUAAUUGCCUGAUUCUGACCAUUUUUAUAUCAUUUGGAUCACUUCUUUGUCAGCUAUUGAAUUAUUUGCUGACUGUUUUGAUAGGAAUUUAGUUUUGGACAUUUUUAAAGUCUAAAUUCUGUGAUUUCACCUUCUUAAAUGUGAAUAUUUUCUAAUUUCUUCUUCAAUGACAGUAAGCUGAAUAUUUUUGAGUUGUAGAUAGAAAAAAUAAA
Molecule: messenger RNA, 2050 nt
Organism: Acanthochromis polyacanthus (spiny chromis)
Lineage: Eukaryota; Metazoa; Chordata; Actinopteri; Pomacentridae
Product: E3 ubiquitin-protein ligase rnf146-like
Biological process (GO): Wnt signaling pathway; ubiquitin-dependent protein catabolic process
Cellular component (GO): cytoplasm; nucleus
Molecular function (GO): ubiquitin protein ligase activity; zinc ion binding; poly-ADP-D-ribose binding
Source: RefSeq, a predicted model, not a curated record